AUGAGUGAGUUCAUCAACGAAAACCCAGACGUCUUGGACGAGAACCUGCUUCCUUCUCGUUUCAAAGACAAAACGGAUAUCAUCCUGGAUAAUGACUUGAAGGCGGAGAAUUUGCAACGUAGAAUGCAACUUUUCAGCAUCCAUCAGAACUCUGAUUGCCAGGUGUAUCGCAGUAUCGAGCUCGUCGACAGACUACUGGCGCAAGAGGAAGUUUUGAGCAAAAACGAUGCCCCGGAGCUCACAGAUGCGGAAACUGAAGAAGAUGACGAUGAGUCAGAGGAAAGUGAAGAUCCGAUCGACGCCCAGGAAAUCUAUGAUCUCAUCGCUUAUAUCUCAGACCCGGAACAUCCACUCACACUGGGCCAGCUGGCUGUGGUAAAUCUUAUAGACAUCGAAGUGCGUGAAAACCCGGAUAAGACCAAGAUUUCAGAGGUGCUCGUCAAAAUCACUCCCACCAUCACACACUGCUCUUUAGCCACGCUGAUAGGCCUUGGAAUCCGUGUCAGAUUGGAAAGAGCACUUCCAGCACGCUAUAGAAUCACAAUUUUGCUGAAACAGGGCUCCCACCAGAGCGAAAACCAAGUGAACAAACAGCUCAAUGAUAAGGAACGGAUUGCCGCCGCGUGUGAGAACGACCAGCUCCUGGGAGUUGUGUCGAAGAUGUUGACCACUUGCAAAUAG
This is a messenger RNA of Lachancea meyersii CBS 8951, 681 nucleotides long. Lineage: Eukaryota; Fungi; Ascomycota; Saccharomycetes; Saccharomycetales; Saccharomycetaceae. The record is from the annotation of a GenBank genome assembly.